AUGAAUCGAGUCCAAGAAGAGCUGAAGAGAUGGAAGAUUGUCGCAGUCGCUGAAACGCCACGCUUUACUCCGAAAGACAUUGCCGCAGCUCGCUGCGACUUGUAUCCGCACAUGAAUCAGGUGGCGGAUCCCAAGAAAACUCGCGUGCCAAAGCACCAUCGGCGUCCAGCCCGGAACUCCCGAUAUUCCGAUGCGGUUCUUUCUCGAAAGCUUGGCACGUGGCCGUUUAUGUUCAUGCUCGUUCUCAAUGGAUUCUUCAUUGCGCUGCUGGUCCAGUGUGUACAGUACGACCUGGAUGACAUUUACGAAGAGUUUGACUCGUGCAUGCUCUGGUGGUGCCCCUACCGUUGUUUCUCAACACGUUUGUGUUCAGCAGCAACUGUUCCGGUACUUGUCAUUAUCUGCAGCAUCGUUCGCGGAUGCGAAUACAAUGGGCGAAGUGGUGUCGCACUCAGCGAGAUUGUGAUUCUGGUCGGAGUUUGCGUCGUCGUUGCUCGACUGUUUGAAGGAACGAGACUACACGAUCAUUGA
This is a messenger RNA of Peronospora matthiolae, 531 nucleotides long. Lineage: Eukaryota; Oomycota; Peronosporomycetes; Peronosporales; Peronosporaceae. The record is from the annotation of a GenBank genome assembly.